Molecule: messenger RNA, 1122 nt
Organism: Linum trigynum
Lineage: Eukaryota; Viridiplantae; Streptophyta; Magnoliopsida; Malpighiales; Linaceae
Source: the annotation of a GenBank genome assembly
AUGAACAUGGGGGAUGAUCAACGACCAUGGGCUGAUAUAUGUUUAGAGCUAUUGGAUUCCAUCUACGGGAGACUCCCAUCCCACGUCGAUGGUACUCAUUUUGGCAGUGUAUGCAAAAACUGGAACCAAGUCCACACUCAAGUUGCCCUUUCCAGCCCCCGGCCUGUGUUGAUCGGCCAUGUAAAAUUGUCCAGCUCGGACGUCAUCCAAGUGCGGGAGGGUAAGCGGCUUGUCCUCCAGCGACGUCGUGAAUCACAAAUCCCAUAUCAGCUUGCAGAUGUAGACAUAAGGAUCCUUGGGAUGGCGGGAGCGUGGUUGCUUAUAAUAGUGCGUGACGCUUUCUUAAGCUGUUACAAUCCUCUACUCAGGAGUCCCGCAAACUACAUCAGCCUUCCAACCCCAAGUUGGCGUUUUUCUAACUACGACAACCAUUAUAGACCGGGCACAGAACUCAAAUUUGCUUUCUCAUCACUACCCACUGCUCUCAACUCGACGAUCCUCGUGGUGUUUGGAGACUGCUAUUUCACCAUGUUUCGUCGUGGAAGAAAUGAUGAAUUUGAGCAAAAAACGUAUGAUUUCUCCUUGGGUGGGAAGAAAGGACAAACAUGCAUUGGCGUGGGCUAUGAAGAUGAUAGAUUCUUUUGUUUAUUUGAAAUGGGGGAUAUGUUGAUUUUCAGUAUCGACAAGAAUGAUACAAGAAUGUUGUUGGCGGCAACUAAGUCUCUGCUUCCCGACCAACUCUCGCGAUGGGACAGUCUGCUUGUUGUGGCGGUGGUGGUAACAAAAAAAAUUGCGGCUUCAAAUGAUCGAUACCAUGAGGCAGGAGAUCAGGUGAUAGGGUUUAGGAUGGUCACUCAUUGGCAGCGAGAUCGUGAGGGGAGCUUCCAGCUAGUGACAGUGAAGAAAAAUGCUCUGACGACAAACGAUCAAUUAUUGAAGAAUAACAAUGGUAAUGACAAAGAGGGAAAUAGCAGAUCAACAAAAGUGAUUUUAGUGAAAGAUCGGUUGCCAUUGAAGAGAACUUUCGACAUAUAUUAUAUGAACAUACUGUUUGUUCUUCCUAGCAUACUUGCCUAUUUUUUUCUUGCUUUGAUAGUUAGAAGGUGUGGUUCUAACCGGUAA